UCUUACAAGCAAGACCAGAAAAAUGGCUGCGUUUUGCAUUAUUAAAAGAAAACCAAAAUUUCAUCUCUCACAAAUAACAGUACCAUCAAUUUUCUUGAAGAUCUCUAGUGCCAAAGCCUCAUCCCAUUUAGGUUCUCAGGAAGGUUAACAUCCAAUUCUGAUUUUUCUCUCGGAUCCUUCUUUUGAUUUGCAGUGUCUAUCACAUUAAGGAAUGAAGAUCAAAUUGGUUCGCCGUAUCAAAAAGUUGCUUUCGUAUUCAGAAUGCAGCACUUCUACAAACCACCAAACCUGUUUGGACGUGCGUGAGGAAUAUGCCAACGCGUUUCGUACGGAAUCAUACACUGAGUUUUGGACACGUGUCCUUGCCUACUCCAAGAAUGAAUCAACUUCUUGUUUGUCAAGAGACUCCACCACUUCGGCGCGUCUCCCCUCUUACCGUUUGUUCGCAGAGCAUCUAUUGGACCCGGAUCAGCCCACGGUUACUCGGGCCUUAUCGGUGGCCCAAUGCAGGCCCAAGGUCCACUCUUUAUUGUCAGACUAUUUUGCACACACUGCUCAUGCUUCUCUUGUCUGUAGCCACCUACUACGAGACAUUGAUCGCCUGCGUCUCAAGUAUUCAUCACUCAAA
Vigna umbellata (rice bean) is the source of this 628-nucleotide messenger RNA. RefSeq names its product UPF0496 protein At3g49070-like. Lineage: Eukaryota; Viridiplantae; Streptophyta; Magnoliopsida; Fabales; Fabaceae. The record is from RefSeq and is a predicted model, not a curated record.